GUACAACACAAAAUAUCAUAAUACCACAGGUUGUUGAAGGAUUUGUAUCCCUUCCCCGUCUUCUUCCGCUCUUCCCUAACCCGGUCUUCCGCUCUUCACACCAAAACCCUAACCCCCUCCUUCUUCCGCCGCACAUCCCCUUAUUUCUAGCUAAAAUCGUAAGUUUGAUGAAAAUAAAGACCCCGACGAAGAAAAGAAUCAAGAGAGAGCUUGAUAAACGUGCACCUAAAAUCGUCGAAGAUGGGAAGAAAACUUUAAUACUUCACGGUUCAAAAACUAACCACGUAUUGAAUGCUUUACUCACCGAGAUUUAUCACCUUAAGAGGGAUAAUUCGGUUAAGUAUAGCAGGAAGAACGGGAAUAUCCGGCCUUUUGAAAGUGGGGGUGAAACAUCAUUGGAGUUUUUUCUUCAAAAAUCUGAUUGCAGCAUUUUUGUGUUUGGGACUCACUCAAAGAAGCGACCUAAUAAUCUUGUAAUUGGAAGAGGGUACGACGACCACAUUUAUGAUCUUGUUGAGGUGGGUGUGGAGAACUUCAAAAGCAUGGAUUCUUUCUCAUAUGAUAAAAAACUGGCUCCUAAAAUUGGAUCAAAACCUUUCUUUGCUUUCAUUGGAGAAGGAUUUGAGAGUGUUGAAGAGCUGAAGCAUUUGAAAGAAGUUUUACUUGAUUUAUUUAAUGGGGAGGUCGUGACAAAUUUGAAUCUAUCUGGAUUGGAUCACGUUUAUGUAUGCACAGCUUUGUCAUCAAACAAGGUCUUCUUAACUCAUUGUGCAUUACGUCUUAAAAAAUCUGGCACCAUUGUGCCAAGGGUAGAACUAGUUGAGGUUGGUCCGUCAAUGGAUUUGGUGCUUCGAAGGCAUCGCAUGCCUGAUGAGAGAUUGAAGAAAGAGGCUAUGAAAACUGCUCCUGGGAAAGCAAAGAAGAAGGAGAAAAAUGUCUCCAAAGAUACUAUUCAAGGAAAAAUUGGGAAGAUUUAUAUUCCUGAUCAGGAGAUUGGGAGUGUGCCACUGCCUAACAAAGCUAGAGGAGUUAAGAGAGAACGCCGUGAAGCUAAGAUGAAGAAGGGAACAAACCAGUCCGAUGAAAAGAAACAGAAGCUUUGAUCCAAGUGAUCUUUGUUUUGCCUGUAGGCUAUGUUGCUAUUUUUUAUUAGGUCAAUGCAAUUCUAAUUUCACAUUUUUCUUGCACUUGUGUGUGUGAGCUGUUUUACUAAUCCAAGUUUUGGUAUAGUGUAUGGGUAUGUGAUGGUUUUACUACUUCACGUUUCAUCCAGAUGGUCUGUAACCCAACAUAUUGUGUAUGAAAAAAGCCAUCUGUAUUCCAAGUUCAUUGUGUGCAAGGGAGAUAAGUUAUGGGAUCAAGUCUCCAUAGCAUAUUGAUGGAACAUUUGAUGUUUUGUGAGCUCUCACUUUGCAAUGGUAAUUAAUUG
Cuscuta europaea is the source of this 1429-nucleotide messenger RNA. The record is from the annotation of a GenBank genome assembly. NCBI's taxonomy places the organism in Eukaryota, Viridiplantae, Streptophyta, Magnoliopsida, Solanales, Convolvulaceae.